Messenger RNA from Gadus morhua (Atlantic cod), 700 nucleotides. RefSeq names its product general transcription factor IIH, polypeptide 5 (gene gtf2h5). Lineage: Eukaryota; Metazoa; Chordata; Actinopteri; Gadiformes; Gadidae. The record is from RefSeq and is a predicted model, not a curated record. The coding region runs from base 293 to 508 and encodes 71 amino acids. The transcript is spliced from 3 exons. Gene Ontology annotation, cellular component: transcription factor TFIIH core complex; transcription factor TFIIH holo complex. Gene Ontology annotation, biological process: nucleotide-excision repair, preincision complex assembly; transcription by RNA polymerase II; nucleotide-excision repair.
GUCAUCACAAUAUGACUCGGGGUUUUUGCAUGGGGUUUUUGGAGGGAGGGCUUUGAUGGGAAUCAGACUUUUUCAGUGGGAGAUAAAGCCCGCCGCUGGUUUUGACUAGGGCUUUAAAAACAAAAGAAGUUUGUCCCUCGACGCGAUUCGUACUUUAACAACAUAUCCCAGAAUGCAUUGUUAGCAUCGUUGCUUCACAUCAGAGCUACUUGGAGAAACAUCAAACCGAUGAUUAAUAAAAGACAGAGAGAAACAGAGCUUCGCAGAACCAACCACUCUCUGGACCGUCAGGAUGGUCAACGUGCUGAAGGGAGUUCUGGUCGAAUGUGACCCUGCUAUGAAGCAAUUCCUCUUAUACCUGGACGAGACCUCUGCACUAGGAAAAAAGUUCAUUAUCCAGGACCUUGAUGACACGCACGUCUUCAUUCUGGCAGAGGUGGUUCAGACCCUCCAGGAGAGAGUGGGCGAGCUCAUGGACCAGAACUCAUUCCCAAUGACUCAGAAAUAAAGGGACUAGUAUGAUUUAAAAAGAAGGCAUAUUUAUGGAAAUGUUGCAAGUGUUUGGGUUUUGAGGAUAUUAAUAGGGUGUACAAUUUUGAAACUGCAGUGUUGUUUAACCAUUUGGAUUGUUUUUGUCAUGUUGAAGUGAGGAUAUUGUAAAAUGUGUGAGUAAAGUUAUGAAGACUUUGCUUGUUCUUAA